AUUUCUGUCAAACAUACUAUCGCCCCUAUAUAUGUGUGUAUGUAUUUAUCUGUGUUCGUAUAUAUAUAUAUAUAUAUUCACAAUUUCUGAGUUUGCAGCAAACUCUCUUUUAUAUAUAGAACUCACUCUAUGUUUGUCUCUCUAUUUCUUGCAACAAUUUAUCCAAUUAUCCCAAUUGCUGCAAGAAUAGAGUGCUAAUAACACAAAUUUCUAAUAUACUUGGAUUCUUGAGGGAUUGGCUCGUGAAUAUUAUUCAUCGUGUUUAUAUUCAAACGUAGAUUGGUUAUUUGAUUAUUUACAAAUAUUGUUAGAAGAUCAGCAAUUUUGGGAGAAGGUUAUCACCACAUUAUAAUUUGAUCAUCACGAACGAAGAUUCUCAUUCAGACAUUGUAUAUAUAUAUCUCCUCUGCAAGGAUUUAGAAAGAAGUGAAAUGAAUUGCAAAAAUCAAGAAUGUUUGGACAAGGCACUACCUCUUCCACCUCCAUUGCCCUCUCACAAAAGAGGGUUGUUAACAAGUGGAUUGAAGAGGAGGGACAAUUGCUUCUGUGCUCACAAUGCAGUAAAUACUUCCUUGGAUCGUCUCUUCGAUGAGGCUUAUCGAGCUGAUAUCUCCAUUUUGACUGAAGAUGGUGGCGUCAUCUACGCACACGCCAGUAUUCUUGGCAUGGCUUCUCCAGUCUUCAAGGCUAUGCUAACCAAAUUGAAAGGCCGAAGUCAGAGAAAACUGCGAUCAAUCCUAAUUCCUGGAGUUCCAUCUGAAGCGGUCCGUGUUUUCAUCCGAUUCUUGUAUUCAUCAUGCUAUGAAGAAGAAAAGAUGAGGGAAUUCGCACUGCCUUUGUUGGUGCUGUCACAUGCAUAUGCAGUUGGACAACUAAAGUGUCUAUGUGAGUGUUGGCUGGAGACGAAAUUGAUGAACACCGAGAAUGUAGUUGAUAUUUUUCAACUUGCUCUGCUGUGUGAUGCUCCUCGGCUCAGCAUCAUGUGCCAUCGAUUCAUUGUGUCAAACAUAAAGGCAGUUAUAGCCACGGAUGGGUGGCACGACAUGAAAAUGAGCCAUCCAAUCCUAGAGAGGGAACUAAUUGAGUCUUUGGGCGAUGAGGACGCUAUACGAAAGGAUAGGAAAAGGAAGCAGCAGGAGAGGAAGAUAUACAUGCAGCUAUACGAAGCAAUGGAGGCGUUAGUUCACAUAUGCAGAGAUGGCUGUCGGACAAUUGGGCCACGCGACAAGGUCCCACGAGAUGAUCAAGGCCCCUGUGAAUUCCCAGCAUGUAAGGGUCUUGAAGCACUCGUUCGCCACUUUGCUGGAUGCAAGAUGAGAGGUCCCGGUGGCUGCAUCCAUUGCAAGCGAAUGUGGCAAAUCUUGGAACUGCACUCGCGUCUUUGCCCUAAUUCGGAUGAUUGCAAAGUACCAUUGUGCAGAAACUUUAGGCAGAGAAGAAGGAAACAGAACAAGAAAGAAGAUGUGAGAUGGAGAAUUUUGGUGAAGAAAAUAGUGAGAUCAAAGAGUAUAACUGGAGCCCCUUUCUUCUCAUUGGAUUCAACAUAAUGCAAGGAAUUGAAGAUGAGAAUACAUAAUCCUUUCUCUUUUUCCAUUUUUGAUUACUAUUUUGUAACCGAGAAAAUGGUUCAUUUUUGGCUGGGGGAAAAAAGAGCACAAGAAUUGAUGUCAUACCUUCUCAAUUAUAGAUAUGUGUAUAUAUAUAUUCUUUAUUCUAUUCAA
Salvia miltiorrhiza (redroot sage) is the source of this 1721-nucleotide messenger RNA. RefSeq names its product BTB/POZ and TAZ domain-containing protein 4. The record is from RefSeq and is a predicted model, not a curated record. The coding region runs from base 432 to 1547 and encodes 371 amino acids. The transcript has 6 exons. Gene Ontology annotation, molecular function: protein binding. Lineage: Eukaryota; Viridiplantae; Streptophyta; Magnoliopsida; Lamiales; Lamiaceae.